AUGAAGACCACUGCCAUAAUGUUCAUUGCAUUGGCAACGCUAUUGCUGAUCAAGACUGCGCCGUUAACGGAAGCGGCGUGCGUAGUGGCGGAGCUGGCGCCGUGUCUACCGGCGAUAACCACCGGAGGAAACCCGUCGGCGGAAUGUUGCGGUAAGCUGAAGGAGCAGGAGUCAUGCCUUUGCGGUUACAUCAAGAAUCCGGCGUUUGCUCAGUACGUUUCAUCUCCUAAUGCUCGUAAAGUCCUCUCUGCCUGCGGUGUUCCUUAUCCGAGCUGCUGA
Messenger RNA from Tarenaya hassleriana, 279 nucleotides. RefSeq names its product non-specific lipid-transfer protein 2-like. The coding region runs from base 1 to 279 and encodes 92 amino acids. Gene Ontology annotation, biological process: lipid transport. Lineage: Eukaryota; Viridiplantae; Streptophyta; Magnoliopsida; Brassicales; Cleomaceae. The transcript has a single exon. The record is from RefSeq and is a predicted model, not a curated record.